Lachancea meyersii CBS 8951 is the source of this 498-nucleotide messenger RNA. The record is from the annotation of a GenBank genome assembly. Lineage: Eukaryota; Fungi; Ascomycota; Saccharomycetes; Saccharomycetales; Saccharomycetaceae.
AUGACACCAAGACUAUUGAGAAUAGCACCAACUGUGCGCCACCAGUUACACUCAUGUACUACAACGCUAGUCAAGAAGAAUAAGCUGCCUCCGAGGCCAAAACUGACGGUCGAAAUUGAGCCAGAACUGGAGGAGAAGUUCUUGCAUGGAGGAAGAGGGCCUGGCGGCCAAAAGAUAAACAAAUGCAACAGUAAGGUGCAGUUGAAGCACGUUCCUAGCGGUAUUGUUGUAGAGUGCCAAGAAACGCGAUCUCGCGAGCAAAACAGGAAGAUUGCACGCGAGAAGCUCGCGCUACAGUUGGCCAUAUGGCAAAAUGGUGGGAACCCAACAGCUCGCCAGACUGCACUACACGAGUGGGAGAAACAGGGUAAACGCAGCCGAGAACGUAAAAGUCGCGACAAGCAUGACCGACAUGGGGACGCCCGGAGACAGGAACGGCUCAAAGAAGUGCAGGAAGAGGAGCAGCUUUUGGAGAGUCUUUUGCGGGGCAAGGUGUAG